AUGGAGAGCCAGAUGCUGUGCUGCUUGGCCCUUUGUCUCCUGAGAGCAGGCACAGUGCGUAGUAGUGUCACUCAGACCCCAAAAUACCUGCUCAGAGAGGAAGGACGAGAUGUGACCCUGGACUGUGAACAGAACUUGAAUCAUGACUCCAUGUACUGGUAUCGACAGGACCCAGGGCAAGGGCUGAGGCUGAUCUACUUUUCACGAGUUGUGAAGAAUGUUGAGCCGGGAGACCUGGCUGAGGGCUACCGUGCCUCUCGGGAGAAGAAGCCACUCUUUCCCCUCACUGUGACAUCCACCCGAAAGAACCAGACAGCUGUGUAUCUCUGUGCCAGCAGUGCAGACACAGUGGAGCACGGCCACCUCCCCUCUGUGCACAAAUGUGUCUGGGCCCUGCUUCACUGCCAGAUGGCAUGGUCCUCCAUACCUAGCCUUGCCCACUUUUUUUUCCACCUCAACCAGGCACUCACAGCAGCUGCUGCCAUCACCAUGCUGUGUGGAAUGGCACGCUACUUCAGUGAUCCACUGGGCUGGCUUUAA
Pipistrellus nathusii (Nathusius's pipistrelle) is the source of this 540-nucleotide messenger RNA. NCBI's taxonomy places the organism in Eukaryota, Metazoa, Chordata, Mammalia, Chiroptera, Vespertilionidae. The record is from the annotation of a GenBank genome assembly.